AUGCCCCGUAUUAUCGUGUCAGUCGGUGGUGGCCACACUACUGAGAUCAACAGGACAGUUUUGCAUAUUCAGAAAGCACUUCUCGAGGCUUUUGUCGACACAUCAGUGGUAAUUGCAGAUCUGGACAGCACAUUCAGAAAUGAUGGUGAACGCAAGUUUUCCGACCAGGAUUACGACUUUGAGCAGAUCCUGGAGCGGUUAAAGCGUGCAGACGCGUCGCAGAAGUGGGAAGUGGUGCUGGUAGGUGGCCGUUACGCACUGUUUGAUUCCCGAAUCAACGCAUUGGCACAUCUAAAGGUCUUUUUGGACAGCGACGGCGAUAAUCGAUUGAUCGACCUGAUUCAGCGGCGCCACAUGCAACUACACGGUCCUGACGAGCUUGCAGUGCUCAUUCAGGAGUAUAUGAGUGGUUUGCGGCCCGAAAUGCACAAAUAUAUAGAGCCCACCAGGGCCCAUGCAGAUCUCAUCAUCCCUAGCCACAGUGAGACCGUUGGCGCUGCUAUCGUGGUCGAUAGCAUUGUGAAGAUCGUAGAAGACAGCAAGGGUGGUUCCUCGGCCGAAAAGCCGGCCCGCUUGUUUCCACAGCUGGAUUUCCAGGCCGAGUCCCUUGAUAUUGAAAAAGAGCAGUACUACGAAUUGAGCUAG
This is a messenger RNA of Lachancea sp. 'fantastica', 645 nucleotides long. NCBI's taxonomy places the organism in Eukaryota, Fungi, Ascomycota, Saccharomycetes, Saccharomycetales, Saccharomycetaceae. The record is from the annotation of a GenBank genome assembly.